This is a messenger RNA of Acaulospora colombiana, 145 nucleotides long. NCBI's taxonomy places the organism in Eukaryota, Fungi, Glomeromycota, Glomeromycetes, Diversisporales, Acaulosporaceae. The record is from the annotation of a GenBank genome assembly.
AUGUCCAAAGAUGCAAGCGUGUUGGAGGCGUAUAAUGUUAAGCGGCGCAGAGAUGGGAAAAAGGAUAACCAUGGAAUUUCUCCUGUCAUCAGAUCAUUCCAUGAAACGCAGGCGUUCCACUCUAUAGUGAGCUCCUCUACCGAAG